UCCAGCCUUGCCCCCGGACACCCUGGCCUGCGGCGUGCGUGACGCCAUGCGCCCUCUGCUCCUGUUGUAUCUGCUGCCCUGUGUCUCCGGGCUGCCCUUCUACAACGGCUUCUACUACUCAGCCCGACGGCUGGAACUGGGCAACGGCCACGGCGAAGGUGGGCGGCCUCCUGGAUCUGGCUCUGGGCUCCACUGGGUGACCGAGACCUCUCCUGGCUCCUGCUGUGAUAUGCAGGUAUUUGGGGAAGAAUCAUGGAUGACAGGUGGACAGACAGCGAAGGACAAGCUGUGCUCUUCCGUGGUCAGCGUGACGCCUGAGGAGACCCUGUUCUCCUACCGAGGGGCCAAUGUGACCCUGCCGUGCCACUACCACUACGAGCCGGCCCUGCUGUCCCCGAGGCCCGUGCGCAUCAUGUGGAAGCUGUCAGAGAACGCCCCGGAGCAGGAUGUGCUGGUGGCCAUCGGGCUGAGGCACCGCUCCUUCGGAGACUACCGAGGCCGGGUGUGUCUGCGGCAGGACAGGGAGCGCGAAGUGUCGCUGCAGAUCGGGGACUUGCGGCCAGAGGACUACGGGCGUUACCGCUGUGAGGUCAUUGACGUGGAGGACGAGAGCGGCCUGGUGGAGCUGGAGCUGCGGGGUGUGGUCUUUCCCUACCAGCACCCCCAGGGCCGCUACCUGCUCAACUUCCGCGAGGCCCAGCGGGCGUGUGAGGAGCAGGACGCGGUGGUGGCCUCCUUCGAGCAGUUAUUCCGGGCCUGGGAGGAGGGCCUGGACUGGUGUAACGCGGGCUGGCUGCAGGACGCCUCGGUGCAGUACCCCGUCACGCUGGCCCGCAGCCCUGCGGUGGCCUGGGCCUGGCGCCCGGGUGCGCAGCUACGGCCCCGUCACCGCCGCCUGCACCGCUAUGACGUGUUCUGCUUCUCCGCUGCCCUCAAGGGGCAGGUGUACUACCUGGACCACCCUGAGAAGCUGACGCUGGCCGAGGAGGAGGCCUGCCAGGAAGAUGGCGCCCAGAUUGCCAAGGUGGGCCAGCUCUUUGCCGCCUGGAAGUUCCGUGGCCUGGACCGCUGUGAUGCCGGCUGGCUGGCAGAUGGCAGCGCCCGCUACCCUGUGGUUCACCCGCGUCCCAACUGCGGGCCCCUGGAGCCUGGCGUCCGAAGCUUCGGCUUCCCAGACCCGCGCAGCCGCAGGUACGGCGUUUACUGCUACCGCCCACGCUAGUCCCCGCGCACCUGCUGUCCGCACGGCCCGCACCCUCCCCUCUCAGGCUCUAUUUAUUGAGUGGUUCCUUGUUCCUUGCAGGUUGGGGCCGUUUUUGUAUUGCUUUUAUACUUCUCA
Molecule: messenger RNA, 1339 nt
Organism: Lynx canadensis (Canada lynx)
Lineage: Eukaryota; Metazoa; Chordata; Mammalia; Carnivora; Felidae
Gene: HAPLN3
Product: hyaluronan and proteoglycan link protein 3
Biological process (GO): cell adhesion
Molecular function (GO): hyaluronic acid binding
Source: RefSeq, a predicted model, not a curated record